AGAGACAAUCAGAGAACGAUUACAAAUGGAUGUUCCAGACACUCGGUGAGAUUUGCUAUGUUAAGGAUGUAACAGAGAAUGGAUGUUGGUAUUGACUAUUGAGGAAAAAGCUGUACAAGGAAGAGAGAGAGAGAGAACCCAUUUUUGAAACAAACCUUAUUUAGAAACAAAAGAGAGAGAGAGAGAGAGAGUUAGCUAGGCGAAGACGAAGACGAAGACGAGGAAAGAAGGUAGACCACCGGCGGCAGCGAUUUGAAAUCUCCGGUUUCGUUCGCUGGCCGCGAAAACAACGACACGCGCAAGGAGAAAAUGGUGAUUAUGUCGUUGAGGUCUGAGGCUUGAGUAAAAAAGAAGAAGAAGAUUGUAAUGGCGGGGAAGAAAAGAGGUCAUGUCCACAAUGCUCCUUCCAACGACGAGACCAUGUUUCCUUCUCAGGAUUCUAAACCCAAGAGGAUCUACCAACUCUGGCCCGGCAACAAUAGAUUUUGUUGCGGAGGGAGACUAGUCUUUGGUCCAGAUGCAUCUUCACUUCUUCUCACCACAUCUAUGAUUGGAGCUCCUGCUCUCACUUUCUCCAUCCGAAUGGCUUUCAUGAUCACAAAGAGCUUUCCUUUGUUCCACUCUCUUAUACUAAUGGGUUCCCUUUUGCUCACUGUCUUGGACUUCACAUUCCUCUUCUUAACUUCAUCAAGAGACCCCGGGAUCAUCCCAAGGAACAAAGAAGCACCUGAAUCAGAACCUCUUGACAUUCUCAGUAACACAAAGUUUCCUAGAACCAAGGAUGUACUGGUGAAUGGCUACACAGUCAAAGUCAAAUUCUGUGAGACUUGUUUGCUUUACCGUCCUCCACGCGCCUCUCACUGCUCAAUUUGCAACAACUGUGUUCAAAGAUUUGAUCAUCACUGUCCAUGGGUGGGACAAUGCAUCGCUCUAAGAAACUAUCCAUACUUCAUUUGUUUUAUAUCAACUUCAACGCUACUAUGCUUGUACGUCUUUGUCUUCUCGUGGGUUAGCAUGCUCGAGGUACACGGCAAGAUGUUGUUAGUGGUCAUCAUGGAUGAUAUAAUAUUUAUUGUUCUCAUCAUAUACUGCUUCAUCGUUGUCUGGUUUGUUGGUGGGCUCACUGUUUUUCACCUCUAUCUUAUCUGCACCAAUCAGACAACUUAUGAGAAAUUUCGGUACCGAUAUGACAAGAAAGAGAACCCUUACGGAAAGGGUCUGUUCAAGAACCUGUUUGAGGUGUUUUUUUCAAGGAUUCCACCUCCUAUGAUUAAUUUUAGAGACUGGGCUCAAGAGGAACCUGAUGUGGAGGUUGGAUCCAUUGCAUCUGAGCUAGACAGAGCCUUUGGACCAAGGGGAGAUAGAUAUGAUACGGAAAUGGAAAUAGGCGAUUUGCGUCUCAAGACACUGGAGUAUGAUAACAAGAACAACAACAUUGAAGAAACUGCCAAGAAGAAAAGGGACAGUGUUGAUGUGAGAUCGAGAUAGGACAAAAUGCUUGAUAACUUGUUGUAAAAUACUCUUAAUUCUAAAGCCAUACACUUUUGUCUUCAACGAGUAUACUUUCAGGUUCAGAGAAAAAUGUAGGAAAAGAAUCAAAUAUAUAGUCUAAUGUAGUCACUGCAUGGUCGUUUCUUGCUUUACACGGUUCUUCAAUACAGUUUCUUGAUUAUCCUUCACUCACCAAAUAUACUAUAUCAUAAAAUUAUCUAUUCUGUUUACGAAAUCUAUCAGUUUAGUUUACGAAACCAUUCAGUUUUGUUGGAUAAAACAAUACUUACUCUAUGUUCCAUGAUUUUAUGAAGCAUUAAUUGGGAUCCAUAUUGUAUAUAACAAUAUAUGUCUUGGUAGCAUCCAUCAACCAUCUCCAGGUAUUGUAACCUUUGUGAUUUGCCUUGACGUUUCUUAGAGGAUAGUAACUUAAGUAAUGGUAGUGAAAUAUUCGUAUGGAUCAAUGAUCUGUAAAAGUGUGAGUUGACAGAGAGGCAUUGAUAAGGGAUAUGAGGAGGAGAAGAGACAAACGUGACGUAGAAGAGACUCAAAACGAUAAAGAUAGCACAUAGAGAAGUUUCUCGAGAGAGGCCAAAACAAAAACCGAAGACUUCACGCCAACACAAUGCAGUCAACGUGUUUCUUCAUGUGGACAGUCACGGAGUCACCUCACCUACUCACUCCCACACGCUCUACCUCUUGCGCUUGUUCUACACCCACGGUUUUCUUCUGCUCUUGUUGUCAUUUUCUUUUGUUUAAACAUUAGGUAUUUUCUUUUCUUUUAUACGAGUAUAAAAUCUGUAUUGUCUUAAACUGAAUCAACCGUCUUUAUUUUACUUUGUGUGCAUAAGCUGAAAUAUAAUAAAAGAACAUUCAGUUGUAAUGAAUACAAUCAAAUAUACUAUAUGAACAUCUACCUUUCUAAAAGUUGGCAAAAAAAAAAAACAUCUGAACAAUCAAAAUUUUCACUACACAUAACGCUUAUUCAUUUGGUGCAUGGUGUUAUGUUUCAUAGCUAUAAACCCGAAGUCAACACUAUAAGUAUUCGCUACCAAACUAAUCUUAUACUUUUGAGAAGAACUUCAACCCGAUGCAUAUGCUCUGCUAUACUCACCUGACAUAAGAGUAUGAGACCUCCUUUGUCGUCUCAAAAACUAAUCCCAAUUAACUUAGGAUAUGUUGUCUAAUUAAUGUUGUUUAAGUAGAGAUAAUGAUUAGAAAAUCAAAUAACAAAAAAUAGUUCCAACAAAUUGAUAUAGCAAUUACGUUAACAACUUUCCAUAGAUAUUAUGUAUAUGAUCAUUGAAUCACCUACAAAAAAAACGAAAUCUGCUAUUUGUUUUCUACAUCAAAUAACCUAUUAAGUCAACCACUAUUAUUUAUCAAUCAAACAUAAAUAAUUCUAACAAUUUUUUUUUAAGAAAACCCUCUAGCACACUGCAAACAUCAUACAAGUUAUUAGGUAGGUAGAUCCACCCGGGUUCGAGUCUUGGCCACAACGGAUCUAAUAUCCCUUCCGUUGGAACGCUGAACUCCUUUCGGGGAUAGUUGGGAAUGAGACUGCCCAGAUACCAAAGUUAUAAAAAAAAAAAGUUAUUAGGUAGCAAUGUUUUUUCUUGCAACUUAGGUGGAAAUAUUUUGUUAUAUUUAUAUUUGGAAGGUGAUAUAUGUAACCUGCAUACUAAUUAUGUAAAUUAGUUUUCAUAUAUUAUGCAUUUGCAUUGAAUCACACUAUUAAAACC
Messenger RNA from Brassica napus (rape), 3233 nucleotides. RefSeq names its product probable protein S-acyltransferase 2. Bases 367 to 1488 code for a protein of 373 amino acids. The record is from RefSeq and is a predicted model, not a curated record. Gene Ontology annotation, cellular component: endoplasmic reticulum; Golgi apparatus. The transcript has 5 exons. Gene Ontology annotation, biological process: peptidyl-L-cysteine S-palmitoylation; protein targeting to membrane. Gene Ontology annotation, molecular function: protein-cysteine S-palmitoyltransferase activity. Lineage: Eukaryota; Viridiplantae; Streptophyta; Magnoliopsida; Brassicales; Brassicaceae.